AUGCAGCAGUUUUUUUCGUAAUGUUUUUGAUGCGGAGGCUGGCGCUGAAUGCGGUCUGUAUUUGGAGAGCAUACGCUUUUUACUGACUUGGAUUAGGACGGAUUGUAAACUCUUUCAUCUGUGGGAUUGUCAGUUACUUUUUGCUGUUGCCGACUGCGGUGCGACGCACUCAGCAGAUUCAAGCAGAGAGUGGAAUGGUAGACCGCAUGAUGGCAAUGAACCAUGGACGUUUCCCAGAUGCUGUGAACGGGCAUCAACACUCUGCGCGCAGGAUGGGAAUGGGACAGUUUUCCAACGCGCUUCCACAGCAGCAGCAUUAUAACGUUAUCAUGGGAGAUCACAUGCAUUACGCGGGAGGGAAUGUAAACGCAAACCACGGGAUCCGGCAUUCCAUGGCCUCUGGGAAUAAUAUAAACGGAGGGAUCCCCAAUGGCAACUUGCCUGCCCGCUUUAACUCCCAGUUUGUCGGACAAGGGCAGCAGCUCGCUGCCAGCAUGCAGUUGCAGAAGCUCAACACGCCUUACUACAGUCACCACACGCAUCCUUCCCAUCAUCACCAUUACAUGCACGAACUGCACCCCGCCAACCACCAGUUAAACGGGACAGGACAGCAGUUCCGAGACAGUAACGCUAAGCAGAACACGUCUGGGGUUCCUCUGCCUGGCCACCACAUGCCUGCAGCAAUGCUGCCCCCCAACGUUAUCGACACGGAUUUUAUUGACGAGGAGGUCUUGAUGUCACUGGUGAUAGAAAUGGGCUUGGACCGAAUAAAGGAGCUGCCAGAGCUGUGGUUGGGACAGAACGAGUUUGAUUUCAUGACAGACUUUGUUUGCAAGCAACAGCCCAGCCGAGUGAGCUGUUAAUCUCACCUUUUUCUGUUUUUUGUUCCUUUUUUUUUUUUUUUUGAGACUGAUAUUACUGGUGUGUUUUGCUAGAUCCAUAAACCACAGGGUUCCCACAGUCCUGGAUGUAUCAGGGAGUUUCAAAAGUUUAUUUCCAGGCCUGAAAAAGUCUUGAGGAUUAAUUAAAAUGUAAAAGGAAAUUUGUGUAUUCGAUAUCAGUUUGAAAUGAAUGCGAUCUCUAUAUUUUUAAAAAUCCUUCACAUCACAGAUGACUGGAGAAAGGAGAAAUCAUGUAAAUUCAUUAGUGUGGGAACCCUGAAAUCCGAAAGACGAACCCACAAAACAGCCAUGGAAGUACCAUUCCAGAGUAAACUUUCAUCAGCUGGUUCAUGCCAUUAUGUAACAGAAAUGGAUUUGUUUUGCAUGAGGAUAGUUUGGACACCCGAGAGUCAUGCUAUGCAUCACAUACGCAGGGGCUGGAGAGUGAGAAAUGCAAGAAAAUCCCAGAAAACUCUGUUCAGUAUUAAUGUAGCAGACAAAAUAGACAAAAAAAAAUCACGUUUUGCUCUUUCAGACACUUUUGAGACCUCCAGUGAUAUCAGAUGUCAGUGAAUGCAUAUUCUAAAUAAUGUUGGUGGUUAUGUGACAUGAUUGUAGAUAAUAGUGUGUAAUUGUCUCAAUCAGCAAUGUACUAUAAACUUUAGUGGCCAUAUUUACCAGAUUCCUGUGCUGCUCCGAGAUUCACCUGAACUGUGAGCACAUGCUUCAAGUCGUUCUUCUCUCCACCCUUUCUACAUCUACUCAGGCCCACGUUGCCUCCAUGAUGCUUGUGUGUGUGUAUAUCGGAGCCUAAAAAAUAUAUACGGAAGUGAUACGAAUGUGAGCGAGAGUGUGCAUUCGCCGGCUACCCUAUGUGCGGUGUAUCGAAAAGACAUUCCGAUCCUGAAUGUCACAGUCUGGAAUGUUGUAAAGGAAGGGAAUGUGGAAAUAUCCCAACACAGAAGAGUUUCAUCUUCAUCGGUUUUCAAAAAUAGAUAGACCACUGUGCUUAUUAUAGUAUGCGGUACAUGGCAAUACUACUGUGUUGAGGCUUUCUAGGAAAGUUUUACAGUAUUUUUGUAUAUUUUUAGAAAAAAAAAAUGUUAAUUUAUUAUAUUUUAAUUUGCAAACAUGAAUAAAGCAGCAGAGGCUCAUUACUGAA
This is a messenger RNA of Labeo rohita (rohu), 2043 nucleotides long. It is a transcript of the gene cited2, whose product is annotated as Cbp/p300-interacting transactivator, with Glu/Asp-rich carboxy-terminal domain, 2. Gene Ontology annotation, cellular component: nucleus. NCBI's taxonomy places the organism in Eukaryota, Metazoa, Chordata, Actinopteri, Cypriniformes, Cyprinidae. Bases 195 to 863 code for a protein of 222 amino acids. Gene Ontology annotation, biological process: regulation of DNA-templated transcription. The transcript is spliced from 2 exons. The record is from RefSeq and is a predicted model, not a curated record.